AUGGGUUUAAAUAUGGCAAUAGAUUUGGGUGUGCAAGAAUUGAUUGUGUUGGGAGAUUCUGAUUUGCUUAUUCAACAAGCUCAAGGCGAAUGGAAAACUCGAGACCUCAAGCUUCUUCCAUACAAACAAUGUGUAGAAGAUCUUAGCAAAAGGUUUAGGUCCAUCGAUUUUAGAUACAUCCCCAUCUUUCAUAAUGAAUUGGUAGAUGUCUUGGCUACUUUGGCUUCAAUGCUUCCAUAUCCAGGAAACACUUGCAUCACUCCCUUGAAGAUUCAAGUUCAGGAACAAUAUGGCUAUUGUAACACUAUUGAAGCAGAAUCGGAUGGUGAGCCAUGGUACCUAGAUAUCAAGCAUUUCUUGCAAACAGGGAAAUAUCCCAAGCAUGCCAAUGGAAGCCAAAAAAGAACUAUUAGAUGUACAGCUAGUGGUUUCCUUUUUAGCGGGGAAGUUUUAUAUAAACAAACCCCGGAUCUAAACUUGUUGAGAUGUGUGGAUGCCGAAGAAGCCAAGAAGAUCAUGAAUGAAGUACAUUCUAGGGUAUGUGGACCACACAUGAAUGGAUAUGUCCUUGCGAAAAAGAUACUCCGAGAAGGAUAUUACUGGCUUACCAUGGAAAGGGAUUGCUUUCGCUUUGUGGAAACACAUCAUGAGUGUCAAAUUCAUGGUGAUCUCAUUCAUUCACCUCUUUCAGAGUUACACCCCAUGGUCGCUCCUUCGGCCUUUGUUGCAUGGGGAAUGGAUGUCAUCGAACCAAUUCAGCCAAAAGCUUCUAAUGGACAUCGAUUCAUUUUGGUCGCAAUUUAUUACUUUACCAAAUGGGAGGAGGCAAGCAACUUCCAAGGCAGUCACUAA
This is a messenger RNA of Solanum verrucosum, 852 nucleotides long. RefSeq lists its product as uncharacterized. The transcript has a single exon. The record is from RefSeq and is a predicted model, not a curated record. Gene Ontology annotation, molecular function: RNA-DNA hybrid ribonuclease activity; nucleic acid binding. Lineage: Eukaryota; Viridiplantae; Streptophyta; Magnoliopsida; Solanales; Solanaceae. Bases 1 to 852 code for a protein of 283 amino acids.